Molecule: messenger RNA, 1607 nt
Organism: Phoenix dactylifera (date palm)
Lineage: Eukaryota; Viridiplantae; Streptophyta; Magnoliopsida; Arecales; Arecaceae
Product: P-loop containing nucleoside triphosphate hydrolases superfamily protein
Biological process (GO): mitochondrial translation
Cellular component (GO): mitochondrion
Molecular function (GO): GTP binding; GTPase activity
Source: RefSeq, a predicted model, not a curated record
UUUGCUAUGAAGCCGUGUCCCAGCCAGGGCUUUGCAGAGGUUUUGCCCUCACCCUUCUUCAUUUCUUCUCUUCCCCGCAUCGCCUCCAAUGCAAACAACCACCAAGAGAUCAAAUAGAGGAGCAGAGGCAUAGCGACAUCUUAUUCUUUCUUUUUUGGUCCCCCACCAAGCAAAAGAAAGAAAAAGAAAAGGAAAAAACCUGUUUCUCCUCCUCCUACUCCUUCUCCAGUAAGAGUUUGUUUUAGUGCCGGGUGAGGAGGGGAUGGGGGUGGGGGCGAAGGUGGGGAAACGGAUAGCGGAUAUGGGGUUCAACGCCAGCGGCGGGGUCAUCAACUGGUUCCCUGGCCACAUGGCCGCCGCCACUCGGGCCAUCCGCGACCGCCUUAAGGUUGCCGACCUCGUCAUUGAAGUCCGCGACUCUCGGAUUCCAUUAUCCUCAGCCAAUAAAGACUUUCAAAGUGUGCUUUCCUCUAAGAGACGUGUAAUUGCUCUAAACAAGAAGGAUUUAGCAAAUCCGAAUAUAAUGCAUCGUUGGGUUCGGCAUUUUGAUUCGUGCAAGGAAGAUUGUCUUCCAAUCAGUGCACACAGUAAAAGUUCUGUCACCCAGCUUCUUGCGCUUGUGGAAUUAAAGCUGAAAGAAGUGAUCUCUAGAGAACCUACACUUCUUGUCAUUGUUGUUGGCAUUCCUAAUGUCGGCAAAUCAGCUCUCAUUAAUUCCAUCCAUCAGAUUGCAACUUCUCGUUUGCCUGUGGAGGAGAAGAUCAAGCGAGCUACAGUGGGACCAUUGCCAGGUGUUACGCAAGAUAUUGCAGGAUAUAAGAUUGCAAACCGGCCUAGCAUAUAUGUGUUGGAUACACCAGGUGUGUUGAUGCCUAGCAUCCCAGAUAUUGAGACAGGUUUAAAGCUUGCUUUGACAGGGGCUGUAAAAAAUUCAGUUGUUGGUGAAGAGCGUCUUGCACAAUAUCUUUUGGCUGUUCUAAACACUCGGAAAACACCCUUACAUUGGGAGCGUUUGGUGUGCUUGGACAACUAUCAAAGAGAAGGACCAGAAACUAUGCCUGAUGAAGAGAAUAACAUAUUUAAAGAUUCAUCACCGAAGAGGAGAAGGCGGUUGAAUGAGUCUGAUGUGUUAUAUAUUGAGGAUGUUGUCAAGGAAGUACAGCGGACAUUGUAUGUUACAUUUAAAGAAUUUAAGGGCAACUUGGAGGAAGAGAAUGAACUAGAAAGUCUAAUCGACACACAGCUUGCAGCACUCAGAAAAUCAUUCAGAAUACCGCACAAGGCAUCUGCUGAAGCUCGAACAAUGGUCUCCAAGAAGCUAAUAACUUUAUUUAGAAUGGGGAAACUGGGCCCCUUCAUUCUCGACAAUCUUCCAAACACUUCAUAAUAUGUCCCUUGCCACUCAAAUGAGCAAAAGUGUCAAGUAUUUUAUAUAUGCGAUGUUCAAAAGAGCCAUGAUACUCAUACCUGACUGCCCCUUUCCUUUCUCUCUCUCUCUUUUUUCCCCUCUGAUGAAUGGAAUGAAACAGGUUAAAGGAAACAAAAAGGGGCAAUGCAAAAGCAAACGAUCAAAUAUAACUUAAAAAAUUGGGGACAUAGUUAACUUA